AUGAAGUCUAAUAUCAUCACCCUCGUUCUCUCUCUCUCCACCCUCACCCUCGCUGCCCAAAACUUCGGUUUCAUCGGCGUCCAAGAGGAUCCAACCUCCACACUCUCCAUCACCGAGUCCGAGACCUCUACCACCACAGAGCACCCCGGCACCGUCAUCGUCUACCAGACCACCGGCACGUCUGUCUUCUCCGAGUUCAUCUCUGACCCAACCUUCACCGGCAGCCUCUUGAGCACUGAGACGAUUGUUUACAGCGUCAGCUCUACCGUCUCCGGUUCUCAAGCUGCCAACACUACGUGCACCUCGACCAUCACUGUCGAUAAUUCAAGCACGGCUACGUCGGUUACUAGCACGACUACGGCUUCGGCUUCAGGUUCGACUUCCAGCGCUGCUGCAGCUACGUUGGGUCUUGGCGUUGGUGGAUUGAUGGGAGUUGCUGCUCUUGCUGCUUUCCUUUGA
Messenger RNA from Mollisia scopiformis, 459 nucleotides. RefSeq lists its product as uncharacterized. Bases 1 to 459 code for a protein of 152 amino acids. The record is from RefSeq and is a predicted model, not a curated record. Lineage: Eukaryota; Fungi; Ascomycota; Leotiomycetes; Helotiales; Mollisiaceae. The transcript has a single exon.